Symbiodinium sp. CCMP2456 is the source of this 1470-nucleotide messenger RNA. Lineage: Eukaryota; Dinophyceae; Suessiales; Symbiodiniaceae. The record is from the annotation of a GenBank genome assembly.
AUGAAGUUUGGCGUGCUGGGCUGGCUGCUGGCAGUCUGUGCCCAAAGCCGCAGUCUUGGGAAGACCAGCCUGCGAUCCCUGGAGUAUGCGCGCAAGGUGCAAGCGGCUCUGACAGAAGAACGUCGUGGAGGUUGGGAUGAUUUCGACGACCAGGAAGAGCUAGACCUGAGCACUGUAGCCACAGGUCGGAAGUUCAGCCAGCCAGCGAUCUCGCUUCGGGAGUCGAUGUUGUGCCAGACUCAGCAAUGCGAAAAGGUGCGAAAGUGCAUUGAUUGCCCGACGGCCAUGGAGCUUUGUGCGCUGCAGACACUCAAUGCCGGCUCGCCCGCUGGCUGCCUAGAUGGGGCUGUUGAUACCGGGGAGAUUGGUCUGGUGCUGAUGUGCGGGAAGACGAUUUCGAUCGCAGUGGAGAGGAUUUGGCAUUGCACAGAAGACGACCAUUUGACAGUCCAACGGCCUGUCGCAUCAGCGCCCAAGCAGUCGGUUGCCUCGCUGGUGAAUCCGGAUGAUGUUCCAGCUGAAGACGACCCCGAGCUUGCGAACUUGGAGAGAUCGGUGCUGAAGCUGGUGAACCAGGGGGCGAUGCCCGGAAUGGUCGCCUUUAUUGAAGAAGUCCGGACGAUCCUUGACAACAAAAUGAGAAAGGAGCUCUACGAACAGCACAAUGCCACAACGAGGGCUCUUGCUGCCCAGUACGAGUCCGUCCUGAAGUGCUUGGUCGAGGACGUUGAGAGUUACAAGAAUGCCUCAACGGCGGAGAACUUCUCUCGCUACAGCGCGGACGGCUUCCGACUACCUGCUUUGGCAAACGAGCACAGGAAUUGCCGCCAGAUCCAGGCAAAGGUGCGAGUGUACUGGGAGGACAUGGAAGAGCUGGCGAAGGAUGCCAAGGCGCGGAUGGAGGUCCUGUGCGCAUACUAUGCGGGCAACGAGACCUCCCGAACCUUCCCUGUCGGAACGUCCAGGGACUGUCUUUUCAACACAGACCGCUACCCUGCAGUCAGUGGUACAAGGUAUAUUGAUUUCCUGAAAGACCAGCUGGCUUGGUGGGACAAAGAGUACAUGAAGAUCCGCGAGUCGCGUGAGCGGUGUGAGCGCGCCAAGCAGGACGUGGCGGAGUUUGAGCGAAACGCCGCUGAAGCCAAGAAUGCCUUCGACCAGACUUUGGCCUUCUGCGCCAAGUCGCAGGACACCUUGGACGAGGCUUCGUGUUCGUAUAAGGCCGCAGUCAAGGAGAAAUGCCGCGAAGCGGGGGGCUGUGUCGAUGGCAACUGGACUAUCUACAACCGCACUCUCCAACAAGCAAAGGUGGAGGAAACCUUCAUGAAGGCCCAGAUGAGAGCAGUGAUGCGUAUCCACUGCUACCUGGGUGUCUUCGAGUUGAAGGAUGUCGCGGCUGGGAUAGAGACGUGCAAGGGCAAGGUGGGCGGGAUGGCUUGGGCAGGUUGGUCCCUUAAGAUGUCCACCUGA